AUGAACGCGUCUCCCUUAGCGGUCUUUUUCACCGCGGUGGUGUUCACAUCCUCUUCGUCGACGACGUCCACCUCCUCCACUUCUUCCUCCUCUUCCUCUUUCUCUUCCUCUUGGUCGCGAUAUGGAAACAACAACAACAGAGCGAUGAUAAUGAUGCCUUCUUUUGCUUUUGUGAACGCGUAUUCACCUCAUCAAUAUUCAUCAUCGAAUCGACAGAGCACAAAGAAAAGACGCGCGAUGCCGUGUCGCACGCACGCGCUUCUCAAAGAAGGCGGUAAUCCGAACGAUUUUUACGACAUUCACAAAAUCGCCGGUGAUGGUAGAUGUUUGUUUCGUUCGUUAGUCGUGAGUAAAGGUAUAGAAGAUGAGAACGCUCGAUUGAGCGCAGAGCGAGAAGUGUUAGAGGCGGAUACAUUGAGAGAACAAACGAUUAAUGAGUUAAUGAAAAGAAGAGAGGAAUUAGAAUGGAUCGUCGAAGGUGAUUUUGAGGAGUACUGCGCGAACAUGCGAUAUCCUGGAGCAUGGGGAGGUGAACCAGAAAUCUUAGUCGCAACGCAUGUUUUGCAACGCCCAAUCGAGGUGCACAUGGCCAUGGCCGGGGAGCCACUUCGUUCGAUUGGUAUCUACGGUAACGAAGAUUAUGGAACCACGAAAGAUUCUAAAACGAAAUUAAUGCUUUUAUUCCACGGACAGGGACAUUAUGAAGCUUUGAGUAAGUGUUUGAACGAGUGA
Bathycoccus prasinos is the source of this 732-nucleotide messenger RNA. RefSeq lists its product with no specific name. The record is from RefSeq and is a predicted model, not a curated record. Gene Ontology annotation, molecular function: cysteine-type deubiquitinase activity. NCBI's taxonomy places the organism in Eukaryota, Viridiplantae, Chlorophyta, Mamiellophyceae, Mamiellales, Bathycoccaceae. Gene Ontology annotation, biological process: protein deubiquitination; endoplasmic reticulum unfolded protein response. Gene Ontology annotation, cellular component: cytosol; nucleus. Bases 1 to 732 code for a protein of 243 amino acids. The transcript has a single exon.